Camelina sativa (false flax) is the source of this 843-nucleotide messenger RNA. RefSeq names its product putative E3 ubiquitin-protein ligase SINA-like 9. Lineage: Eukaryota; Viridiplantae; Streptophyta; Magnoliopsida; Brassicales; Brassicaceae. Gene Ontology annotation, molecular function: zinc ion binding. The record is from RefSeq and is a predicted model, not a curated record.
AUGGCGAGUACCUCAAGCGAUGAAGAUGAUUCAAGCGAGAUUCACAUUCAAAAGAAGCAACGAACAGAGGAUAAAACAUGCUCUGCCAUGAUGUAUCUUGAUGUUCUACAUUGUCCUGUCUGCUGCGAGUCACUCACUACUCCUAUUUUUCAGUGUGAUGAUGGGCACUUGGCUUGCUCUUCUUGCUGUUCCAAACUGAGUAACAAGUGCCAUGCAUGUGCUUUGCCUAUUGGAAAGAAUCGUUGCAUAGCAAUGGAGAGAGUUCUUGAAUCAACUCUUGUCCGAUGCCCAAACGCCGAGUUUGGUUGCACGAAAAUGGUAUCUAAUUGGAAAAUACCAACUCAUUUAAAGGAAUGCAGUCGCUCUCAGUGCUCAUGCCCUGCAUUGGGCUGUGAUUACACUGGCUCAUACGAGGAUCUCUACAAACAUCUUUUUCAUUCUUCUUCUAUCCACCAUGUUAUAUAUAUGUUUUGUACUGGCUUCAGAUGUGGCGAAAUAUUUGAUGUCCGGAUGAACAUCAAAGUCAAAGAUAAGAAUAAGAUAUAUGUUAAAAGGGAGUUCAAGAAGCACCUAUUGUUUGCGGUGCAGUGUUUCAGUGAGGCGGAUGGUGUGUAUAUAACUGUUAGCUGCAUCGCACCAUCUGCUCCAGAAGUAGGAGAGUUCUCGUAUCAUCUCUCCUACACUGUGGAUGGGAACGCUAUAACUCACGAAUCAACUGUGAAGAGACUUCUUGAAUUGAGCUCCAAAAGACCUGAAGAGAGUUACAUGAGGAUCCCUCACAGUUUAUUGCGUGGUGAACGGUUGGUGAUGGAGCUUUGCAUCAAUAUGUUGAACAAAGAGUAA